This is a messenger RNA of Nicotiana attenuata, 2093 nucleotides long. Its product is annotated as probable protein phosphatase 2C 55. The record is from RefSeq and is a predicted model, not a curated record. The transcript is spliced from 2 exons. The coding region runs from base 468 to 1604 and encodes 378 amino acids. NCBI's taxonomy places the organism in Eukaryota, Viridiplantae, Streptophyta, Magnoliopsida, Solanales, Solanaceae.
UUGAUACCACAAGGAUUAUGAUGGGAUGGAAAAAAUCUCACUCUCUCAACAAAAGAUAAUGAUUCUGAGCCUCUGUUUGCCGUCUCCUUGUUAGACUGAACUUCAAUAUUGAUAUCGGAUACCGAUCUAAGUCAUUUGACUCCCUUUCAACUCUUCCAUUUGACACGGAAAAAAAUAAAAAUAGAAAAGAAAAAGAAAAAACGAACAACAACUGGGUAAACUUCCAACAGUUCUAGUUGCACCUAUUUCUUGCCACCCACGACCAAAAUAGAAGCAGCUGCAGCUUUGCAUUAGCCUACCCCUCCCCCCCCGCCCCCCACACACACACAACAAAACCCCCCUCCAGGCUCCAAACCUCAAUCUUUGUAACAAAGCUGCCGCCGCCAAAUAAGGAAAACGUUUUUCAGAACUUUACAUCCUGAACUGCAAGCGGAGCUUCUCCCCGGCAUUGAUAGUCACAAAGCAAAAUGGCUGUUUGUGGUUCAAGAACUUCUCAUAUUGGUCAUUUUGUUGGCAAUAUGACUGCUAGGCGCCUGCAAUAUGGUUUGUCGGUAAAUAGCAGCACCGUCUCUUACAGCAAUAGAAGCAUUGAGAAUGUUAGAAAAGCCAGUAUUUGUUUGAGAAAUGAAGGCCAGCCCCACAACUUCAUGUUAUCUCAAUAUUUCAGAACUAGUGUUGCAAAGAGGAGGGGCAAUUUGAAUCCAUACGAAGGAUUUGGUUUAGAAGGUUUUUGCAUUUUAUCACCUGCGCAUUUCUCUUCUGGAACUACUUCUCCUCCUGGCAUGUCUUCUAUUAAUUCUCAGGGAAAGAAACGUGCUGCAACUACUGCUGGUUCUUCUGAAGGAAAGAUACACCUGAAGCUGAAUUCGGGAUCAUUUUACCUGCCUCAUCCUGCUAAAGUAAAAACUGGUGGAGAGGAUGCUCAUUUUAUAUAUGGCCCUGCACAAGCUAUAGGUGUAGCUGAUGGGGUCGGUGGAUGGGCUGAUCUUGGUAUUGAUGCGGGGGAAUAUGCCCGUGAACUAAUGUCUAACUCUAUAUCUGCAAUACAAGAGGAACCUAAGGAUUCCAUAGACCUAAUCAAGGUCCUUGAGAAAGCUCACAUGAGAACAAAAGCAAGAGGUUCUUCGACUGCUUGUAUUAUUGCGCUCACUGAUGAAGGUAUAUAUGCUGUUAAUUUAGGAGACAGCGAAUUUAUAUUGGUUAGACAUGAAUCUGCUAUAUUCAAAUCUCCUGCACAACUGCACGGUUUUAAUUUUCCAUAUCAACUGGAGGGAAGUAGUGCUGGUGAUUUGCCUAGCUUGGCUGAGGUGUUUAAAAUUGCAGUUGCUCCAGGAGAUGUCCUAAUUGCUGGUACUGACGGGCUUUUUGACAAUUUAUAUGACACAGAUAUCACUGGAGUUGUGGUUCAUGCUGUGGAAGCUGGCUUAGAGCCAAAGAUGACAGCUCAAAAGAUAGCAGCAUUGGCACAACAAAGAGCAAUGGACCCAACUAACCCGUCCCCUUUCUCUGAUGCAGCCAAAGAGGCCGGAUUUGAGUACCACGGGGGGAAACUUGAUGACAUAACCGUAGUUGUUUCUUAUGUAAAUAAUGACGGCGAUCCAUAACAUAAUGGCGUUUUGAAGACAUGGGAAGUUGGGAACAUUGACCACUUGGUAUCCUUAGUUUGAGGUUUGAAGCAGGAACAGCAGCUGGCUGAGAGUGACAUUGCAGUACCAGAGAUCAGAGGCAUCAGUGGUUGAAUUUUCGCUGUUGGAUUGCCGAAAGAACAAUUGUUGAAAACGAAAGCUCUGCAGCUGCAUGUUGCGGCAACCUAGUGGAGCACCUUAUUUGGUCAAGUGUUUUAGUUCCUAAAAUUCAAAAUGGGCUGUUUGAGUUCAUCAGAAUUUAAUGGAGGGCGCUACGUUCUACCAGGUUGAUAGAGAUCUUAAUUGAUUAAUUAGUUCUUGUUGACAUUGAUGUAUAUUAAGACACGGCUCGCUGAAAGUUCUCGUUUCUGUCUAUUUGGUUUUGUAUGCCAUGGGUUCUGUAUUCUUGAAGAAAUACUUUCCUUUUCUACCCACUUGGGGUUUGUGAGAACUCAUUUUCCUAGCCAA